Ceutorhynchus assimilis (cabbage seed weevil) is the source of this 1164-nucleotide messenger RNA. NCBI's taxonomy places the organism in Eukaryota, Metazoa, Arthropoda, Insecta, Coleoptera, Curculionidae. The record is from the annotation of a GenBank genome assembly.
AUGAUUAUUGCUUUUUUGCUUUGCAAUAUAAAUGAGCCUGAUGUGAUAAGAAAACGCAACGUUUGUAAAAACGAAGAGACUAAAUCCACUGGCAGUGAGGCCGUGGUGGAUUUAUUUAAAGGGAAAGGGGUACCAACCUCUAGAAACGGGAAAAAUAAGUGUGAGUUGACUGAUCCACCAAUAGUUUUGAGUAGUAAGGAAGAUAGGGAAGAUACAGGGUAUCUUAACGAAAAUCCUGAAACUCACCAGAUUGAUAAUAGACUGAAACAGUUUACGAACUACACUGAGAUAGAAAAUAGUAAUGAAUUUCGCCAGUUUGCUACAGGAGGAAAUGCGCAAUUCUCCAAUUGUGGUCAUUUAUCUAAAGGACCACAUGUAGUAAAAUUGCGUGAAAACUUGGAAAUACCUGCUUUCCACGGUUGCGAUUUUAAUGUACCUGUAAACACCCGGGUCCCUGCAGGCAUUAAAGUCUGUGAACCAUUAAAUCAUACAGAUGUCGGUAUUCUUACCGCGUGUAGUGUAAUAGAAAUUCCUGAAAAUUCAACAAAAGAAAAUAGAAAUAUAGUAGUUCGUAUUCUGAAUACUUCUCCAAUACCGCAGACCAUUUAUAAAAACACGCCCAUUUUAAAUUUGGUGGAUGUGACUAGGCUGAAAGAAUGUUCCACCGCGGAUGCUCUCUGUGGAGCGGAUGGAACGGAUUAUGUUAGUGAAAAGUUUAGUGAAAUUCAUACAAGUUGUUAUGAAGGCCAUAUUGUGGAGAAUAUGGUUUCUCAUUUAAAAGGAGGGGAUAAGAACUGUGAAAGUGAAAGUGAAGAAGAAAUUGUGACGGAUGAAAGUGAGGAGAAUGUAGACAGAACUGAUAGAAUGUCGUCAGUCUUGGAAAAUGAAAAUACCGAAAGUAAUAGAAAUAUAGCAGAAACGGAUCCCUUGAAUAGAUCUUCGAAUAUUUCAAGAGAUGGUGUUGAUGAUGAUAACCAAAUAAUUGAUGAUCAUGAAAAUGAUUCUAUGAGGUCCUUGGAUGCAGAUCGAGAGGAAAAUGAUGAUGUAGCUCAAGUUUCUAUAAACAUACGAAACCCGGAGCCUUUAGAACAGCAAAUUCGACCUCAACGAAUAAGACAGUUACCAAAAAGGUUUGAAGAUUAUGUUUUAGACUCCUUGGAUUAG